ACGGGAGCCUACCGGAUAUGCAAACUUGACAGCAGUGGGAGGAGUGCUGCAAAGCCUUGAAUUUUGUCCUUGACGGUGUUCAGGAUAUGCAUCUUUAAAUCAGACAGAACAAAAUGACCAAUAUCUUUGGUUUUCCGAUUUUGGUGGCGAGUGUUUUUCUGAUUGUAGGGAUAGAUGGUCAGCUGAUGGAGCAACCUGAACAAGUUCAUCUGUCAGCCACAGGUGAUGUGACAGAAACGAUUGUCACUUGGAGCACUUUUAACGACGCCCCAUCAGUUGUCCAGUUUGGGAUGGUGCAGCCCAGUAACAAUGCCACAGGAUCCAGCACUAAGUUUGUUGAUGGUGGGUCACUACAUCGUGCACAGUUCAUUCAUCGUGUGACACUGACAGGUCUGGAACCAGGAAUCAAGUAUGUCUAUCGCUGUGGAAGUGAAGAAGGCUGGAGCCCUCUGUUUUUCUUCACUGCGCUUCGGGAUGGUAGCAACUGGAGCCCUCGCCUGGCCCUUUAUGGUGACAUGGGCAAUGUGAAUGCUCAGUCUCUGGGUCGCUUGCAAGUCGGAGCACAGGGAGGACAGUAUGAUGCCAUCUUGCACGUUGGGGACUUUGCUUACAACUUUGAUGACAAUGACGGCAAAGUGGGAGAUGAGUUUAUGCGCCAGAUUGAGUCGGUUGCAGCCUAUGUGCCUUACAUGACGACAGUUGGUAACCAUGAAAAUGCUUAUAAUUUUUCCCACUACAAGAAUCGGUUCACCAUGCCAUCCUAUGAAGCCAACCAGAAUCUGUGGUAUAGCUGGAAUAUUGGACCAGUUCACUUUGUGAUGUUUUCAACUGAGGUGUAUUUCUUCACAGAAGAUUCUAAGCAGACAAAGGUCAACCAGUUGAAAUGGCUGGAGGAAGAUCUCAAGGAAGCAAGCGAUCCAAAGAACAGAACCCAACACCCCUGGAUCAUAACUCUGGGACACAGGCCAAUGUAUUGUGCAGACCUUGAUGGUGAUGACUGUACCAAAAAGGGUAGCCUUGUUCGAGCGGCUUUGGAGGAUUUAUUCUAUAAGUAUGGUGUUGAUAUGGAGAUCUGGGCUCAUGAGCAUAACUAUGAGAGACUGUGGCCAGUCUAUCAUGAAAAGGUUUACAAUGGCAGUACAGAGGCACCGUACACAAAUCCUAAGGCACCUGUGCACAUUACCACUGGGUCAGGGGGGUGCCAGGAGCAUCACGAUCUCUUCUCCCCUCCCCGGCCAUGGGAUGCUUUCCGCGCCCUUGACUACGGUUUCACAUUGAUGCAUGUGAUCAAUGGAACCCACCUGACCUGGCAACAAAUCUCAGAUGACAAGCAAGGGAAAGUGAUCGACCAAGUGCUGCUCAUCAAAGACAAGCAUGGCCCGGAAGCCUGGCUGUAGUCAUUCCAAUGACCGUAAAUUGGCAGCUGUGCCGGCUACGUAGAGAGCAGUUUCGCUGUUUGUUUUCAUUUGUCCAGCCAUUCACUUCAAUUCUAUCCAUGUUACUGAGAGUAGAUAAAUAUUUAAUCAAUCUGAAUGUCAUAUUGUGCUCCACGUACAUGUGCACCUGCUGCUUGAAUAUGUACAAUGUACUUCCAAAGCGACCUCUUGAUCAAACAUUUUACUGUUAUUCUAUUAUUCACAUUCAAAACCAUACUUGAUGCCAUUACUACCUUUUGAAUCCUACACUUUACUAUAUCAAUGGACUGCUGAAAUAAGCUUUGAAAAUUUGCCUUUUUUGCCAAACUGCUUAUUAUAAUAGCAUUUCAAAAUAUGGUAUAUGAUAUUUUGUGAUUAUUUCUUAAUCAAAUUAAUUACACUUACUAUAUAAAUUUAGAAUUUCUUAUUUACGUACAAGACAAUUUUGAAAAAAUAUAAAACAUACAGGUAUUUUAUUUGACAUCUCAAGGCUAAUUCAAUGGAAUUCUAAUUAAUUUCUCAAGAGCUUUGUAUUACUUUAAAAUAUAUCAAAUGUUUGAAGAAUACUGUUGAAAAAAUCUUUGUAUUUUUACAACACCAGAAACUCUGGUAGAUGCAAAGUGAAGCUGGUUUUAUAUAGAACUUGGUUCUAUUUUCCAUUUUGUUUUGCUCAAGUCUAAAACUGAAUUCAAACACACUAUUAUAGAAACAAAACACUGUUUCCAGUUUACUUGUUUGGACACUUGUGUAAAAUAGAGACUUGUAUCCCUCAGCCACAUGUAUUUCUUUAAAUGGCUGUUAGAUUUUGAAAAAGCACCAUAUGACAAUAGAGUGGGAAUAUCAUAUUUCCAGAUGCCCUACCAAAGCAGCAUCAACAGUUUUGUCAGAAGAGUACAGUCUCAAGUGUAAUUUGUCACUUAUGUGCCUUUUCAAAUCCAAUCUAUGACAGCCUACUAACACACAAAGUAUAUCUUGUGGUUUAUGCACAUAAACCCACUAUGGAAAUUCCAUUGCAAAAGUAGCUGUCUGUGCUGUGCAUAACACCAAAUACUUGUACCAAUUUCAAACAUCAUGAAACGUUGGAAUCUAAAGACGAAUGAAUAUUCCAUUCUAGUCAUGGCAAGGUUGCAGUCCAGUGCAUAUCCGUGAAUAUGGGCACCAUUGUGUUUAAAAAUAAAAGCAUAGUACAGUGCUUUGCCACUGAGUCAGUACAAAGCAAUGAUAGUUAUACUAAACCACAAGUACAUACAUGUAUGAAUAAACUCCCUGAGGACAAGUUUAAACA
This is a messenger RNA of Acanthaster planci (crown-of-thorns starfish), 2700 nucleotides long. RefSeq names its product acid phosphatase type 7-like. NCBI's taxonomy places the organism in Eukaryota, Metazoa, Echinodermata, Asteroidea, Valvatida, Acanthasteridae. The record is from RefSeq and is a predicted model, not a curated record. Gene Ontology annotation, molecular function: acid phosphatase activity; metal ion binding.